CGCUGCCACUGGAGGGCGAGACAACAGUAGAAAACGGAGGAAAAGGAGGCAAAGGUGAAACGAGGAAAAAGGGAGAGAGAAACGAACAGGUUUACAAGCAGAGCCUUUGUUCCCUCUCGGCCGACUGUCUUCGGUUAACUCUGCAGAUGUCUGUGGCGAUCGACGUCUCGGGGUACGAACUCCAGACGCUCGCGCUGUCUUUCGGGAGCUCGCUGUCGCUCUUCUGUCAGAAGAAAGCGGCCUUUCUCUUCCUGCCUUCUUCUCUUCUUGUCCACUUCUUCGCUUUGCUUCACUGUGUCGCCCCCUGCGAGUGACCGUUUUGCUUCCCCCCUGCACUUCUCGUGUGAAGCUGCAGAAAAGGACUUUGGCGCGUUUGCCUGCACAAGUCCGAAUGGCGCCUUUUGGACUGGAAAACCAUGCACACAUACAUGCUGUUUUCAUCUGUUCCGUUUUGAGUCGUUGCCUCUCCGUACGUCGCAGGCGAGUCUUGUGAACUCUGUUGUGUCUGUCGUCCUCGCUCUCCCCUUCAACCCAGCCUCGUGCCAUUCUCAGGGUCGCCAUUUUUCUCUCUUUUUCUCUCCUUUUUCUUCGUCGGUGUAGUCACUGUUUUCUUCUCUUUCGUUUUGUCUUUUUCUCCGUUUCCCCCCGUAUUUUUUACUCUUUUUUCCGGUCUUCCUUCCCUUCGUUGUCUUGCGCUCCACCUGCCGGAGACCUCGCAACUCUUCGUCUUCACCUUCUUCUUCUUAUUCAUCUCCAGCUUGUUCAUCUGCGUUACCUCCGCCUGCCUCCCCUUCGUCUUCUUCUCUUCGUCUGUCGUCUCCACGUUUCUUUUCCAAUUCUUCUUGAAUUUUCAUGGAUUUCUUCUUCAAGCAUGGCAAGCACAGCACCAUCAUCCCUCGCUGCGAGGGCAGACCCGUACUACGCUGCGCGAGACGUGACCGCUGAAGGCAUCAAAGACCUCGAACGCUCUUUUCGCGACUGGCAACAUCAACGCGGCGCCGAUCCCAAGAGACACGCCAACGCAGGCCGCCGCCUCCUGGAGACGCUUGAGGAACUCUUGGGCGAAGUUGCGACGAUCGAGAAAACUGUUGAAGCUGCGGAACGCCAUGCGGCGCGCUUCGGACUCGCCCCAGAAGAAGUUCAGCAGAGGAGAGCCUUCGUCGUGGCGCAACGCGACCUCCUCAAACAUAUUCAAUCUCGCAUUCUGGCUUCUCUCGAAGCACAGAAAGCAGCGACGUCGCAUGCUUCGUCGCGCGUCGUCGCCGAAGCAAAUGCGGCUUUCUUCCACUCCCAGCAACAGCAGCAGCAGCAGCUGCUUCUUCAACAAGACUCGCAACUCGAGGAACUUUCUCUGAGCGCCAAUCGCCUGCACGAAACGGCCUUGAUGAUCAACAGGGAACUGGAGGAUCAACAACGCAUGCUGAACGAACUGGACGACGACAUAGAACACCAAAAUGCCCAGAUGAAUUUCCUUAUGCGACGCAUGGCAAAGAUUUUGAAAACGUCAAGCAUGCGGCAACUCUGUCUGAUUCUCUGGCUGUCAUGCAUUGCCUUGUUACUUUUUCUUCUGCUCAUCAUCACGUAGCAGCAGAAAGGGGAAGCACCGCGAUUUCUGUUGCGCGUGAGACUUCAGGUUUCUCGAGAACUCGAGAGGAGAGACUGAGACCUGAGCCAGCUCUUGGUUCGACUGAGAAUUCACACAAGACAUGCAGUGACGCCUGUCGAAGGACGCCCACCCUUCAGGCGCUGCCGACUGUGCAGACGCACCUGAAGUUGUCACUGUCGCGGGGGGAAACACCAGCGCCCAGCUGUGCAUAGGUGAAUUCUGAGAAGAGCUAAUGUCCCUACUCGAAGUUGUCUCUUUUCUCUCCGGCCUCUGUCUUGAAGACGGACAGGCAUGACAGUUGCGUUCGUGUUGAAAGCGAACGGUGGGCUUCCUUCGAUCUGAGAAAGACUUCGUUCUCGUCGGAGACUUCCGCCUGAGGUCGCGGAAAGCGACAUCGUGAACGAACCGGAUACCGUCCACCGGCCUCGGUCUCCCGCCGGACAAAAGCGGUUUUUCCUUCCUUCCUUGCGUUCCUUUCCUCCUCUGGAAACAGUGAUUCGUCAAGAUGCGUCGAGGAAACCUGUUGUUUGCUACACUGUAAAUCUGUGACGUUCUGUGUCAUCUUUCGAUCCCAGGGAGCUGUCCUCGGAAAGGACAUGCAGGCGCGCCUUCACACGCUGCGCCCUGUUAUUCUUGUUCUUCGCCUCCAGAUUUUUCUCAGAACCUCACCGAUAGGGAUCAACUUCAGUGGCGUAGAAUCUCCCAGUCCACCACUUUGCGCUGUCUCUGGGGUAGCGAGCAACAGUCGCGAAGAACGCGUUUUCUGUGUCUUUUCCUCUCCUGACCUUCUUGACUGUCUCCGCACCUACAUGCUUUUGAUGAAGUUCCACUUUCUCGAACUCUUAAAAUCAGGUCUGCAGGGAAGCAGAGGCUCUGCCGGGCAGACGCCAAAGGAAACCUGACAGCCAAAUGGCAGUUAAAUAAGUUCUCUGCUUGCUCGUUAUUGAGUGAAUCGAUCUUGUCAGAGAAGAAGGCACAGAACAGCCAGGCUAGGAAAUGGAGAACAUGGACGAUUCACGAACAGUUCAGAUGCGCCCCCGCAGACACAUCGACGCUCGGAAGAGGCAACACCAUUUCUUCGAAAUUCACUCCAGCUUAACAUCUGAGAAUUUUCCUGAUGCUGAUGUAAAGAAAGGACUCCAGUGGUGUAGGCACAGCCCUCACAAGGAUUCACGAUGUCCUUGUAAUCGGCUAACGCGUGUGAGACUUGCAAAUGUGACACGGAUGGAUGCUCAAAAAGU
This is a messenger RNA of Toxoplasma gondii ME49, 2847 nucleotides long. Its product is annotated as syntaxin 6, n-terminal protein. Bases 872 to 1585 code for a protein of 237 amino acids. Lineage: Eukaryota; Apicomplexa; Conoidasida; Eucoccidiorida; Sarcocystidae. The transcript is spliced from 7 exons. The record is from RefSeq and is a predicted model, not a curated record. Gene Ontology annotation, biological process: Golgi vesicle transport. Gene Ontology annotation, cellular component: membrane.